AUGGCAACCAAUAAUGCAACGAGCAAUACCGGUACCAUAGGGAGCAGCCAGAGAGUCCCUGAUGAUCCACUCCGUCAGUGGGAGAUUGAUGAGAGUCAUGAUCGAUUCCAGUGGAAGCUCGCUUGGCCCAGUGACCACAACCUGCACAUACAGUUUGCCAUUUUGGCCACCAUCAAUGCUGUUGUGGCCGUGGCGUGUCUGAUUUUGAUACUCUCUCUUUUGAGAUAUCGCAAGGUCCGACGAAAUCCCUUCAAUUUGUACAUUCUCUUUAUUGCCAUUCCAGACUUCAUGACUUCAUUUCUCUGUUUCCUUACCUGUACCUUUUCGGCUGCCAAGGGACACUACUACUCGGAAUGGAUGUGCAGUUUUCAGACCUUUUAUUUGGCCUUUGGCUUUACGGCCAAUUGCUGGAUGAAUGCUGUCAUUGUCUAUGAAGUUUACAGAUUACUUCGAUUAUCCUCUAGACGAGAGCGCUACCUUCCUCCUACACGCACCCAAGUUUACCGACAAGUUGCAGUGGUCUACAUCUACGCCACAUUUUGGUCACUGCUGGGAGUCUGGAAGAUUCCAUUUUUACCCCAUGAUACGCUGCUAUUGUACGGCAUUGCUUGCUUUCCACACGAAUAUGAUCAAGCAAGAAACUUUGUCAAUCUCUCAGAAUGGUGGUUUUGGGCCGGGGCAGCCUGGAGUCAUAUUCAGGGAUUAGUGUCUGCAAUGGUGGCGGCGACGAGACCGCAAAUUUGGGGAGCGAUUGUGGAUUGCUUUCGGUGUGUGUCUGAAGAAAAUAGAGCUCGUGUGCCGUCGGGGGAUUCGUGGUUUGCCUUUCGGUUGGCGCGAUCCUUUCGACGACGCUCCAUCCAAGAGUCAGCACAUGUGCAGGGUUUGGGUGGAAUCGACAACGUUUCCUUGCCCCUAGGAUCACCGCCUCUACAUGAUGUAAUUCAGGGUUGUGGGGAUGGUGGGGAUGAAUCGGACGAGGAAGUUCUAUCCUUGAUGCGAGAGCAGGAGGAAGAACUCGCUGACGGGGGUGGGGAUAGGAAUACGAAACCAAGAGAACUUCCCAGUACACAAACUGAGGGGAUUAGCACAGAACCUACCAGGUCGUAA
This is a messenger RNA of Seminavis robusta, 1107 nucleotides long. The record is from the annotation of a GenBank genome assembly. Lineage: Eukaryota; Bacillariophyta; Bacillariophyceae; Naviculales; Naviculaceae.